Molecule: messenger RNA, 557 nt
Organism: Trypanosoma conorhini
Lineage: Eukaryota; Euglenozoa; Kinetoplastea; Trypanosomatida; Trypanosomatidae
Exons: 1
Source: RefSeq, a predicted model, not a curated record
AGGCCAAAGAGGAGGUGGAUGCGCACGAGGCGGCGAGUGGCAGUGGUGAAUCGGCGCCGUCAUCGUCUCCAGAGCCGAGUGCGGGCACUGGACGCGAGAGAACUGGGACUGAACAGGUCUUCGGUGCUGAGCCCUCUGAGCAGCAGCGGGGCCCUUCGCCUCCCGCAGACGGCGCAGCCACGGCGGGCCCGGUGGGUGACGCGCCUGUGCAGAAUGGGCGCAAGGAUGACGGCCAGGCGCAGCAGACCCCUCCGUCGCAUGCGCCAGAGAGCGUUGGUGGCGUGCCGUCUGCUUCCGCCGCGCCCACCAGCGAGACGCCAAACGUUGCAGAAAGAGAACUUGGCGCAGACCCCCAAACUGCGGCGGACGCGGACGGCGGCCACGAGGCUUCCAGCAACGCCGCCACGGCACUACUACCCGGCAACGGCUCCGCUGCCUUCAAGAACAUCACAGGGCCGUUCCAGCUGAGCACAGGCAGCGACGACGCUCUGCGUGGGUGCGUGUCUCGGCUUUUGCUGCUUGCCAUGCUUGGGGUGUGGGGCACGACGGCUCUCUGA